UAAGCUGAUGUGACAUGCCUUCCUUUCCGAUAUUUCUGCGAAAGCUCAGGAGGGAGGCUGAGCACCUCUCUUCUUCUUCCUCUUCUUCUCACAGCCGUAGCCGUGACAGUUCAUGUUCUUCUGUUAGAAGUUUUUGCUGCACCUAUGGUUGGAGACGCUGCCACUCUGGGAGCCAUGAAUCGCUGUUGUGUGGUCAAAGUGAUCACCAUGACUGAGAUACAACUUCUAAAGGUACAGAGCCACCUGGAGAACUCCAAGUACCACCUCCACCAGACCCAGAAUCAGCAGGUCAAGCAGUACCUGACGCUGGGCUCCAAGCUGCCCUCUUCGACCGGGCAGGGCCACGCUAUCCCACACCCCCACGCCCAGGGCCAGUCGCUGGCCACCGUGCCCAUCAUGAGGAACGGACACAUGCCCUCCGUGAGCGACGGCAGCAACCCAAACAGCCCCGUUACCCUCCUCAAUAUGGCCAAUCAUGACAGCGAGUUUCCAAUGGAUGAAGUUAUUGAUGACCUAAUCAGUCUUGAAUCCGGUUUCAAUGACGGAGGCUUGGAUUGCAUGGAGUCUAACCUUAUGAUGCAAAACAAUGAGUCCCUCAGUGGCAGCAUGCUGGAUCUCUAUGGGGGUGAACAAGAACUUGACACAAGAGGGAUGGCGAAAGAGAGACAGAAAAAAAACAACCAUAAUCUGAUCGAAAGAAGGAGAAGAUAUAACAUCAACUACAGGAUCAAGGAGCUUGGGACGCUCAUACCAAAGUCGAAUGACCCAGACAUGCGCUGGAACAAAGGCACCAUCCUGAAGGCCUCGGUGGAGUACAUAAAGUGGCUGCAGAAGGAGCAGCAGCACGCUCGGGAGCUGGAGAGCCGUCAGAAGAAGCUGGAGCAAGCCAACAGGAGACUUCUGCUGAGGAUCCAGGAACUUGAGAUCCAAGCACGAGCACAUGGCCUCCUAAACAUGUCUUCAGCGUUGGGGACGGUGGAGCUGUCCUCUCACCUCCUGAAGCAGCAGCAGCAGCAGACGUCUCCCCAGGCCCAGCAGCCCCCCAUCUACCAGGAGGACCCUAACAGCGACUACCUCCAGAGGCUAGGGGGUCUUCCUGCCACCAUCCCCAAUGCCGCCGGGCCCCAGGACCACAUCCAGGGCGCAGACGGCUGCCCCACCUUCUCCGACCCGCUGUCCCACUUCACAGACUUCUUCAGCUCCACACUGAAGGAGGAGCACCGGCUGGACGAGAUCCUGAUGGACGACCCCCUGUCCCCCUUCGGCACCGACCCCCUCCUCUCCACCGGAUCACCGGGAGCCGGGUCCAAAGACAGCAGCCGCCAGAGCAGCUUCAGCUCUGGGGAGGACGAAGAACUAUAGGUGCCUCUCUACAGGAACUCUCUUCACUGCAGUAAUCCCCAGUGGGAAAGGCCAUUUAAAGACAAUACUGACCUCUCACUGGGUCCUUUAAAGGUCACCUAUCAUGCUAUAUUUAGGCAAUAGCAUAGGUCUCAGAUAUAUAAUUAAAAAAACAAAACAUGUCUAGCACUUUGAAUUGUCGCGUACAGAAAAGUGCUAUAUAAAUAAACUUGCCUUGCCUUGCCUAUGAAGUGUUUUGGUCAAAAAACCAAACAGAUCACCCAUUCUAGCCAUGCCUCAUAUCCAUCUAUUUCUCUUCCUGUUACAAAAGUGCUUAUUCUGGGUAUGAACAGGUCUCUCUUGAGAAUGAGACCCCGUGUCUCAAUGAGAUUUUCACCUGUAUAAAUAAAGGCUAAACAUUUUUAUUUUUUUUAAAACUGAAAAAUAAAAUGGGGGCGGGGCUUAUGCCGGCUCACCUGGCAGAUACUGUCUAAAAUGCUGCGGUGAUGAAAUACAAGGAUUAUUAGAUCAAGGAUUAUUUCUGAAACAGUCUGGAGCUCAAAGGCUUUCUCUCUUGCCGGUUAUACCACAAGUUGAAUUCCUUUUUAUUUCCUGCUUCUUCUCACACAUGCUCUCCAGUACAGGUUAGCUCUGAGUGUUAGCGAUGCUAAUGUAAACACCGACCAUAUUACGUCCAAAACAGUCGGGCUGCUCCUGUUCCUCCAUCAGCUCUUUUUUGUAUACUUUGUACAGACAAUGUUUCUCUGCCUCCCACAUAGAGCGGGAACAGACUCACAAGAAAAAGGGAGUCAUGUAUCAGCCUUUAAUGUAAAUAACUACUGUUUUUAAAAACACUGUGGUAGCUGUACACUGUAAAUAUGCAAAGUAAUCACUGGAAAAC
Molecule: messenger RNA, 2242 nt
Organism: Gymnodraco acuticeps
Lineage: Eukaryota; Metazoa; Chordata; Actinopteri; Perciformes; Bathydraconidae
Gene: tfec
Product: transcription factor EC
Exons: 8
Coding region: 145-1362 (405 amino acids)
Biological process (GO): regulation of transcription by RNA polymerase II
Cellular component (GO): nucleus
Molecular function (GO): protein dimerization activity; RNA polymerase II cis-regulatory region sequence-specific DNA binding; DNA-binding transcription factor activity, RNA polymerase II-specific
Source: RefSeq, a predicted model, not a curated record